Messenger RNA from Fulvia fulva, 1215 nucleotides. Its product is annotated as putative sugar phosphate/phosphate translocator. Lineage: Eukaryota; Fungi; Ascomycota; Dothideomycetes; Mycosphaerellales; Mycosphaerellaceae. Gene Ontology annotation, molecular function: antiporter activity. The record is from RefSeq and is a predicted model, not a curated record. The transcript is spliced from 3 exons. Gene Ontology annotation, cellular component: trans-Golgi network; endosome; Golgi apparatus. The coding region runs from base 1 to 1215 and encodes 404 amino acids.
AUGAACGAGAAGGAGAGACAAUCUGGCGAGCAGCCACGGGACACCCAAGAGCCUGUACUGCCUACAGUCAACCCGGAAACGAAGCAACCAGAGCCCGCGAAGGCAGGACUGCACCCGGCAUUCUACAUCGCAACAUGGAUCUCGCUCUCGUCCAGUGUCAUCAUCUUCAACAAGUGGAUCCUAGACACGGCAGGCUUCAGAUACCCAAUCGUGCUUACAACAUGGCAUUUGGCAUUUGCGACACUCAUGACCCAGAUCUUGGCACGAACGACGAAGACGCUGGAUGGACGUAAGAAGGUCCCAAUGACUGGCAAGAUUUACCUGAGGGCGAUCAUGCCAAUCGGUCUCAUGUUCUCGCUGAGCUUGAUCUGUGGUAACUUGACAUACUUGUACCUGUCUGUCAGCUUCAUUCAGAUGUUGAAGGCUACCACACCAGUCGCUGUACUCAUCGCAUCCUGGAUCUUCGGUGUUGCGCCUCCAAACUUGAAGACACUCGGCAACGUUUCCUUCAUCGUGAUCGGUGUCAUCAUUGCAUCCUACGGCGAGAUCAAGUUUGUCUUGACCGGAUUUCUCUUCCAGGUUGGAGGUAUCAUCUUCGAGGCAACCCGUCUGGUCAUGGUACAGCGAUUACUUUCUAGCGCUGAGUUCAAGAUGGACCCGCUUGUCUCGCUCUACUACUUCGCUCCGGCUUGUGCUAUCAUGAAUGGCAUUGUCGCGCUGCUCGUUGAAGUGCCAAAGAUGAGCUUGGCAGAUAUCGAGAAGGUCGGCUACAUUACUCUGCUUGUGAACGCCAUGAUUGCGUUCCUCUUGAACGUCUCGGUAGUGUUCCUGAUCGGCAAGACAUCCUCCCUCGUCAUGACUCUCUCGGGUGUUCUGAAGGAUAUUCUCCUCGUCGUGGCAUCGAUGGUCAUCUUCCAAGACCCAGUCUCCGGCAUCCAGGCAUUCGGUUACUCGAUCGCACUUGGGGGACUCGUCUACUACAAGCUCGGUGGUGAGAAGCUCAAGGAACACGCAGGACAAGCGCAGCGCGCCUGGGCAGACUACGGUGUCCGACAUCCAGCACUCAGGAAGCUGCUUGUAUUCGCUUUAAUCCUCAUCACUUUCUUCGCAUUAGUGGGCGGCGCUAGCCAAAGUGGCUACGUGCCAGCAGCAUACGACCCAAGCAAGCUCACAACCGAUGCAUACAAGCAAUGGGCUGGCAAGACUGGGCAAUAG